CUGUGAUCUGCCGCUGUGGCUGUUGCUAAAGGGAGGAGAAAAUCUCACGACGGAGGGUUUCUUAAAUCUUUCAUUAUCAUCUAGGACCUUUGGAGGAUUGUAACCAGAACCUGACUGUAAAACCAACGCAUAACCAGCCCGACUGUAACAGUAAUUACCACCCAGCCGUCAGAAUAGUCGAACUGAACAACAAAGGCAGCUCACGAUGAGAAGGCACAACCAACAAAUAUUUGUGCGCCAACACAAAUUCGUCUGUGCAAACUGCAGCUUCCGCAAGGCACUGUGGCUGAGCUGAACGAUGGUGAAGCCAGACAUUCACACUCUGGCCCACCACCUGAAGCAGGAGCGUCUAUAUGUGGCAUCAGAGAAGCAGCUCAUCCAGCGGUUGAACAAUGAGGUGCUAAAGACGGCAGAGAAGCUCUACCGCGCAGCCUGGAUAGCCAAACAGCAAAGGAUCAACCUCGACCGCCUUAUCCUCACCAGUGCGGAGGCCUCCCCAGCAGAAUGCUGCCAGCAUGCCAAGGUGCUGGAGGACACACAGUUUGUUGAUGGUUAUAAGACACUAGGCUUUCAGGAGAGCAUCUACGGGGAGUUCUUGGGCCGUUUGAGAGAGAAUCCGCGGUUGGUGGCCUCUUGUCUGGUGGCAGGAGAGAGACUCAAUCAUGAGCACACACAGGGAGUCAUAUACACAGUUUUCACCUCGCUCUUUGGCAACUGCAUCAUGCAAGAGGAUGAAAGCUACUUGCUGCAGGUACUACGAUAUUUGGUGGAAUUUGAGCUUAAGGAAAAUGACAACCCUCGGCGCCUUCUACGGCGAGGCACAUGUGCCUUCAGCAUUCUCUUUAAACUCUUCUCCGAAGGCCUGUUUUCAGCCAAGCUCUUCCUCACUGCCACCCUCCAUGAACCCAUUAUGCAGCUACUGGUGGAGGACGAGGACCAUCUAGAGACAGAUCCAGCCAAACUGAUUGAACGCUUCACCCCAGCCCAGCAGGAACGGCUGUUUGGGGAGAAGGGGACAGAUGAGUACCGCGGAAAGGUUCAAGCAGCAGUGGAGGCCAAUGAGGCCAAGCUGGUGACCCUGGUUAACUCCUUUAUCGGCUACCUGAAGCAGAAUACCUACUGCUUCCCACAGAGUCUGCGCUGGAUUUUGUCUCAGAUGUUUAAGACAUUGGCACGGGUGGAGAGGUUAGAGGUUGGUGAGGUGAGGACAAUGUGCACUGACCUGCUGCUCACAUGUUUCAUCUGCCCAGCCAUUGUCAACCCUGAGCAGUACGGCAUCAUCUCGGAUGCACCAAUCAAUGAGGUGGCGCGUUUCAACCUCAUGCAGGUGGGGCAGUUGUUGCAGCAGUUAGCCAUGUCUGAUGCAGAUGAUGGAGACCCUCGACGUAAAAGCAGUUUAUCAAAGUUUGAUAAGACAUGUGUUGCUGCCUUUUUGGAUGUCGUCAUUGGUGGAAGAGCUGUCGAGACUCCACCAAUGUCCUCAAUUAACUUGCUGGAGGGCCUAACACGGACUGUGGUUUACAUGACUCAUAAUCAGCUUUUGGCUCUGGUGGACUUUGUGCGUAGUGUGACGACAGGCGAUCAGCUCAGAGAAGAGGAUCACCUUGCUCUGGAAACCCUACUGGCCAAUGUACCUCAGUCCCGCACGAUGAAGAGCAACAGUUUUGAGCUCACGCCCUCUAACACGCCCCAGCUCUCCCCAGCCACCACGCCUGCCAACAAGAAGAACAAACUCCCCAUUGGACAGCAGUUGGUUGCCAUAACGUGUUGGGAGCCCUCUGCCACUGCCCUGUCCACUCAUAUACCUUUAGUAACCCCGUUUGGCUCUCGCAGCCGCAGCCGGUCCAACGUGGCCCAGGAGGGUGAGACUGAGGCCAGCUCUCAGGAGUCUCUGCAGGAGGUCUUGCCCGAGGAAGUGUUAGUCAUCUCGAUUGGAACCUUAACACAGACUGUACCUGGAAUGAUGUCAGAAAAUGAGGUCUUGACACUUCAUCUUGGAGACGGUGGACAAGGAGAAGCCCCAGUCGAUGACAACAAACUGCACGGCAAACCCGACAAAACGCUGCGCUUCUCACUCUGCAGCGACAACCUGGAGGGCAUUUCUGAGGGGCCGUCUAACCGUUCAAAUUCAGUCUCAUCUUUGGACUUGGAGGUGGAAUCUGUGUCAGAAGGAGGACCGGGGCCCUCUGGUAGUAAUGGUGCAGAGGCCUUGCAGCUACUUGAACAUGAACAAGCCACCACUCAGGAUAAUUUGGAUGAUAAACUGCGCAAGUUUGAGAUUCGGGACAUGAUGGGCCUGACGGAUGACCGGGACAUUUCUGAGACUGUCAGUGAGACAUGGAGCACAGAUGUCCUGGGCAGUGACUUUGACCCCAAUAUGGAUGAGGACAGAUUGCAGGAGAUUGCAGGGGCUGCGGCAGAGAAUGCACUGGGGAGCUUGCUUUGUCUGCCUGUUCUUCUGGACCCAUACGGUUCUACCAUUUCUGAGACGACGAGUGAGGCAUGGAGCGUAGAGGUGCUGCCCAGUGACUCAGAAGCUGCAGAUCUGAAGCAGGAGGAACGCUUGCAAGAGCUAGAGAGCUGCUCUGGUGUUGGUAGCACUUCAGACGACACAGAGGUCAGAGAGGUCAGCUCCCGACCCAGCACCCCAGGGCUCAGCGUUGUUUCAGGCAUCAGUGCCACAUCAGAGGACAUCCCCAAUAAGAUUGAGGACCUACGCUCGGAGUGCAGCUCAGACUUUGGAGGCAAAGACUCCGUGACUAGUCCAGAUGGAGAGGACUCUGCACAUGGGGCUCUCAGUCUGUCCUGCGCACCCUCUCAAACUGACUCACUGCUGGCCAUGUUCGAUCCUCUCUCCUCUGGAGAAGGCUCUUCCACUGGCACCAUUGUGCGGCCCAAGGUACACUAUCCCCGUCCCCCUCACCCUCCACCUGACCCACCCAUUCCAGAGGCCAGCAUACCAGGCCACCAGGAUUCACGCCCACCCCUCUUUGCCCCCCAUCUGACCCAGAGUGACCUGGAGCAUCCCAAGCAGAGGCACUCUUACGCUGAAAGGUUGGUGAGGAGCCGCAGCACAGAUGUGGUGUCUGCUGGCCGCAGACCCAACAGCGAUCCCGGACUGAACCGCAGGACCAUGAUGGAGGAGAGAGACCCCACCGGGGCAUUCUCCACAGGGCCUACCUCUUCUCCUAGCAAGGACUCACUCAAAGGAGAGUCUGAGGACCGGAAGGACAGUGAUGAUGAGAAGUCUGAUAGGAACAGACCCUGGUGGAAGAAGCGCUUUGUUCCUGCUAUUCCUAAAGUGCCAAUUGGAGGUCUAAGAAAGCGGGACAAGACAGAGAAAGACGAGCAAGGAGCAGAGAGGGUCCCUCAAGGUUUGUCAGAUGAGCCAUCUAUGUUCAGGCAAAGCUCCAAGACCCAGUCAGCAGAGGCAAUAAUGGACAAGUACAUCAGGUACAUGGAGAAACGGCCCGCUCCUAGUGAUGUAGUAGCUGCAGGACCCUAUGUUGGACAAGAGCCAUGCAGGGAAGGAGAGAGUGAGCAUGACUCUCCAAAAGAUGAAGCUCUGCAAAAUAUCUCUGCAGAUGACAUGCCAGACUCAGCCAGUCAGACGGCCCUGCCUCAGGACAAGACAUUCUCCUUCAGUGAUAUUAAGAAGAAAUUACGGAUGGCACUGUGCUCGGCAGAUUCAGUCGUUUUUCCAAUUAUUCCUCCUGCAACAACACGCAACGGCCUCCCAGACCAUGCAGACCCUGAAGACAACGAGAUCGUGUGCUUUCUGAAGGUGCAGCUGGCGGAGGCCAUUAACCUGCAGGAUAAGAACCAGAUGGCUCAGAUCCAGGAGACUACGCGCUGUGUCAGCCACCUCGACCCCCGCACCUGCAGAAAACUGCUCACUGCCAUGGCAGAGGACUACAGGAAGCGGGCUCCGUACAUUGCUUAUCUUACUCGUUGCCGACAAGGCCUGCAGACUUCUCAGGCUCAUCUAGAGAGACUCCUGCAGAGAGUUCUAAGAGACAAAGAAGUGGCGAACCGUUAUUUCACCACUGUCUGCGUCCGACUGCUCCUGGAACACAUGGAGUCCAAGAUGCUUGACUUCAUCAAAGCAUUUCAGGGUUGCACAGCAGCUGACGAUAAGACUGCAGCGGUGGAGGAUUUCCUGCGUUACUUGUACGGAGCUAUGGCCCACGAUGCCAUUUGGCAGUUCGCCAGCGAGGAGCAGCUUCAGGAUGCCCAGAUGGCCAUCGAACGCAGUGUCAUGAAUCGCAUCUUCAAACUGGCAUUCUAUCCCAAUCAGGAUGGGGACAUCCUCAGAGACGAGCUUUUCUUGGAGCACAUUCAACGUCUAUCCAAAGUGGUGACGGCCAAUCACAAGGCAUUGCAGAUCCCAGAGGUGUAUCUAAAGGAGGCACCAUGGCCCUCCGCACAAGCCGAGAUCAGGACGAUUAACGCCUACAAGACCCCUCGAGAUAAAGUGCAGUGUAUCCUGCGUAUGUGCUCCACUAUUAUGAACCUGCUCAGCCUAGCCAAUGAGGACUCUGUACCUGGGGCUGACGACUUUGUCCCUGUGCUCGUCUUUGUUCUAAUUAAAGCGAACCCACCCUGCCUUCUGUCCACCAUUCAGUACAUCAAUAAUUUCUACGCCAGCAGGCUGAGUGGGGAAGAGUGCUAUUGGUGGAUGCAGUUCACUGCUGCCGUGGAAUUCAUUAAAACCAUCGACGAUCGCAAGUGAAGCAGAACAGCCACCUGUAUGGGCAGACUGUAGGAAGGAGAGAGAGAAAGAGAGAGUGGACACAGAGCGGAUGACUACUCUCCCCUUCACCUAGACCGCACAUCAAGGCGUUGCCUCCGUCUGUAUAACUGUAUAUAGAGGCAGAAUCACUUAAACUUUAAAAACGAUCAAAUAUUUGAUAUGAUCAUGGCAGGUUUUACUGUGGGGUAUUAAAUGAAAAAAAUUAUAAUAAUAAUACAGCCAAGUGGAAUUGCUGAUGGCGACUUUGCCUCUACUGAUCUCUAUUAUAACCCGCAUCACUUUUUCUGUAGUACUGGGGAGGUGCUGGGACUUUGAAUAAAAUUUUAUAUAAAAUAUUAAGCAAGUAAUUAGCUCUGUUAUAAGAUACCUAUCAUAUGAAAAAGGGACCAUGAACUACCUGCAAUGAUCAUGUUUGUGUCAGGACACUCCAGAGGGGAAUCGAUGAUUCUAGCCUCCUUGUGUAAACCGUGCAAUCUUAACCCCAUACAAAGCUAACUGUCAGAGGAGUCAUAUCAAAGAACGCAUCACUAUAGAUGCUACCAAUAUAUCAAUGUUACAGUAUAUCAAAUAAUCAUGCCAUUAUUUUAAUAGGGCAGCUUGUUCUAUGAAUGUAAACAGGUGUUGUCAUUUAUUGUACAUUCUUUACUACAUUUCCCGGACAAUUUGGAAAUAAGGGCCCACAUAUUUAUAAUAAAUAAAAAAAUGUAUUUAUUACUUAACUCCUGUAUUUAAUCUUUUUGUUUUUAUAUUUACAGUCUUGUCCGAUGAAUUUGUUGGACAGAUGGCAGUUCAAUGCACAGUUUGGUUGAGAAGAAGAUCUAGUAAUACAUGUACAUCAUAAAACUCGCAGAGAGCUGCUAAAACAGGGUGUCUUCACAUUAGCCGAUUGUUUUUCGGUGUUGUAAAUUAGUGCCUUGCAGAGGUUUGCAGUAUAUAACACUGAUUCUUUUAGUUUUGGUAGAUUUUCUGCCACAUCUUGAAUUUCCUGUCUUCCUUGAGAUUGAGGAACUCUGACCAGUCAAAGCCAUGCAAAACAACAGUACUGUAGCAUAUUAAUUAGAAACAUUACCCAUUAAUUGACAUUUAGAAAAUGGAUUGCUUUUGCUGAAUUUGUGAAAAUUAUUAUUAAAAAGGAUCUUGACUGCUUGUUCUUAUAAUAUAGUCUGUUGUAUGUGAUCGUACCAAUCGAUAUGAGAUGUAUGAUGAAGACUCCAUGAGUUUCCAAACUCUUUAUCAUUAGCUGUUGUCCCAAGAAUAUAUUUGUUUUUAUUUUGCUCGUUGCUUGUGUUAAAUUCCAUGUAUUGUUUCAGAAUCCUUUACUAGUUUGAUUCAAAGCCAUGUUAUUAUUUUGCAAUGGAAACCCCAAGGACAAAUAUUAGUUAGGAUGUCUAUUCCCUUGCCUAUAACAAAAGACUCCCAAAUUUACAGUAGUGCCUCUCAUUGCUUAGUUUAGGGUAUAUUUUGUGGUUAGGUAUCAAAGAAUAUUAAACACUGUGGCAUGCUCAUCAUCAGUGCUGAGGACUGAUAGGUAGUAGUUUAGGUAGUGUGUUAUGAAUUGAUGUAGUUGAGAAAAAUACAUCUGAUUUGAUAUUCAGCGUGCUGCAGGCUACCUCGUGUCACUCCCAUAAGAGCUAGCUCAUGUCCUUCAGUCUCUUUGUGUUUAUAACUGUCUUUGCGAUUGCAUACAUCAAACCGGAGUAUAGAAUAUAAUGCUUUACUUGUUGCAGUUAAUCUAUUGAUAUCAUUUAUUAACUUCCUAUUAACCUUUGCACAUAACACUGGGGUAAAAGAACUGUACCCUUGAUAUUUUGAUACUGUAUUGUCUAAGACUUUCCCCUUUAAAUCUCUGUUUUAACGACUGAUCACAUGUGCUCAUUAAGAUGCCAUGAAAAUGUUCUACAGGAGGGCUGAAUGUUGAUUUUGGUCCUAAAAAUAGUAGAUGCACUUAGAACAAUUAGUUCUACCUCCUACCAUGCUAGUAUAGAAGGCAUGAUAAAAAUGUUGUAAUGCCUUAUUUUCCUCCUAGCUUUGUAGCCAUUAGAGCUGAGUACAUAUUUUAUUCCUGUCCAUCUGAUUUAAAUGGUGCAUGAACUCUGUAUGCUGAUCACCAGUUGUUAUGGCCUUGUAAAAUCUCUGCUCUUGCACAAACCGAACCCAAGCAUCAGCUGCAAGAAUCUGUUUAUUUCCAGUGCACUUUAAACAUUUAUAUUCUAUAUCAAUUGUUAUAACUGAUUAUCUUCAUGUUACUUAAUCCAAUAUAAACAUGUAUCAACCUUUCAACAUUUUCUGUAUAUGGAAUUGGCUAGUAUUGAUUUAUAACUUUAAUGUUACAAAUGGUUCAGGCUGAAGUGUUUUCCAACACUAUUUUGGUGCUCUGUUUAAUUGCAUUGGUUGGAUAUUUUAAAAUAGCAGCAAUUUUGCAUCUGCAUCUUCAUGAGAUUAGUUGCCAAAGGAAUCAAAGACUAUAUUUUCAAAUUUUCAUUACAUAAUUUUACUGAUAUUUUUUGGUGUAAAGUCUGUCCUAACAAAUUUAUGCAGCUUGAGGUUUGUGUAACCUGUGACAAAUAAUUUGAAGAGGAGUUAAUUCUCAUUUUAUUUACUCCUAUUUUCUCCAAUUUUUUUAUUGUGUUUUUCUCGAGAUUGAAUGGUUGGUAUUUUGCAUACAGUUUUGUGCAUUUUAAAUCGGAAGAAACAAAGUUGACAGACUUACUGAGUCGAUCUGAACCAUCGGCCAUAUUCAAACCCACAAGGCAAACCUAAUGUUUGAGGCCUCCGAUAGAACUAUUUUAUUUGAACAUAUGAUUUGAAUAAAAUUCACUACGAUUGAUUUGAAAACGGUACUGUGCAAAACCAACUUGUGUACCCCUCACCAAUGAAUCACAUAAAUGAUGCAGUGGUAUAAACAGGGUUUUGGGGGACUGAAAUUUCUAAGACCCAGACAUAACUGGCUUAAUGUUAAUGUUUGCACAGAUGUGUUGACUGGGAGCAAGGCAUUGUACUCUUUGAAUAUAUAUUGAGCUUUAUAAUCCUUGGCAUAUAAUUUUGGUCCUCUAUUUUGAGUGCAGAGCAUGCUCAUCAUGAGAAUUAUGGAUGAUGGUUUACAUUUGUGAGCUUACAUUGUCAGGCUCCUGUUGGGAAAGUAUGUUGUGUGUUAUGUGAUUUAAAAUAAAUCUGUACAUAUCUUUAAAAAUUUAUUAAAAAAGACUUUUGCCGUGAA
Myxocyprinus asiaticus (Chinese sucker) is the source of this 7970-nucleotide messenger RNA. RefSeq names its product GTPase-activating protein and VPS9 domain-containing protein 1-like. Gene Ontology annotation, biological process: vesicle-mediated transport; regulation of GTPase activity. Gene Ontology annotation, molecular function: guanyl-nucleotide exchange factor activity; small GTPase binding. The transcript is spliced from 29 exons. Gene Ontology annotation, cellular component: cytosol; endocytic vesicle. The record is from RefSeq and is a predicted model, not a curated record. Lineage: Eukaryota; Metazoa; Chordata; Actinopteri; Cypriniformes; Catostomidae. The coding region runs from base 299 to 4732 and encodes 1477 amino acids.